UUCCUAUCCCCAAUCAACGUUAAUUCCCAAAAGAAAGCUGUAUCACCACCUCUGUCUGUCUCUCUCUCCAGAGUCUCUCACACUUCAAACUUGAUUCUCCCUUUUCCACACUCCUCGUAUCUGAUUCCCCUUUCCCGUCUUUUUUAAAUUUCCCGGCAACCCUUUUCCUAACGCUUUCCAAUUUCCCCACAAAUUUCACUCUACUCCUUUUCAAUCCCUAAUUCCCCCAAUUUAUUCCUUCCUCAAAUUCCAUUCCAAACUCAUACCCAUCUUUAAUCUCUCUGAACAUAUGCCUAGAUAGCAAAAGCCUCUGGAUUUUAGGCUUCUUAUUCAAUAAAGAUGCUACCUUGGGGUGGAUUAAGCUGUUGUUUGAGUGCUGCUGCUCUCUAUCUUCUCGGCAGAAGCAGUGGCAGGGAUGCUGAUAUUCUUAGGACUGCCACUCGGGUCAGCCAGUUGAAGGAAUUGGCUAAAUUAUUGGAUUCUGAGUCUAUAUUACCAUUGGUGGUUGCGAUUUCGGGGAGAGUUAGCUCUGACACUCCCAUCACCUGUGAGUUCAGUGGUUUGAGAGGUGUAGUUGUGGAAGAAACGGCAGAACAACAUUUUCUGAAACACAAUGAUGCUGGAUCAUGGAUACAGGAUUCUGCUUUGAUGCUGUCGAUGAGUAAAGAAGUCCCCUGGUAUCUGGAUGAUGGGACUGGUCGCGUGCAUGUGGUGGGAGCUCGAGGUGCCACAGGCUUUUCAUUGCCGGUUGCAAGUGAGGUAUUUGAAGAGUCAGGGCGAUCCCUUGUACGAGGGACAUUAGAUUAUCUUCAAGGCCUCAAGAUGCUUGGAGUGAAACGAAUUGAGAGGGUAUUACCAACUGGUACUUCUUUGAGUGUUGUUGGUGAGGCUGUUAAAGAUGACAUUGGUACCAUUCGAAUUCAACGACCCCAUAAAGGACCAUUUUAUAUCUCCCCCAAAACCAUUGAUCAGCUUAUUGCAAACCUGGGGAAAUGGGCAAGGUUGUACAAAUAUGCAUCUUUGGGUUUGAGUGUGUUUGGUGUUUAUUUGAUUGCUAAGCAUUCCGUCCACUACAUCAUGGAAAGAAAGCGGCGUUGGGAAUUACAGAAAAGGGUUCUUGCUGCAGCUGCUAAAAGAUCCGGGGAAGAUGAUGAAGGUUCACUUGAAAGAGAUGAUAAUGCAUCAGAUGCUCCCAAGAAAGACCGUCUGAUGCCCGAUUUAUGUGUGAUAUGCCUUGAGCAGGAGUAUAAUGCGGUUUUUGUCCCGUGUGGUCAUAUGUGCUGUUGUACAACCUGCUCCUUGCACCUGACCAAUUGUCCUCUCUGCCGGAGACGAAUUGAACAGGUGGUUAAGACUUUCCGCCAUUAAGAUUCAGCUUCAAAUGUUUUCAGCUGCCGUAGCAGAUUAAAUGGGUCAUAGUUUUGUUGAUCUGAAGGUCUACCUAAUUAAUCUUUGCACUGGCAUUUCGGCUUUGAAAUGUGGUGCAACGCUCCCAAAGAACCCUCGACUUGUUCUUAUGAGUAGAUUUCAAUAUGUUCUCAUGUUUUGUUUCAGAAAAGUUACUGAAACACAGUUCUUUCUGGACUCAGAUCUGAAAUAUGUCUGAGUUAAUGAAACUUGUAAAUGAUUAAUUGAUGUAUUAAUGUAUUAUAUAUCGUUGUAAAUUAGUAUUGAUGGAGACUAAAAAGAGGAUGAGUGAUGUACCCUCUAUGUGUACGAGUUUAUGCUGCCGAAAACGUAUAUGAGGUCUCCCGGGAAAUUACUCCAA
Molecule: messenger RNA, 1768 nt
Organism: Rosa chinensis
Lineage: Eukaryota; Viridiplantae; Streptophyta; Magnoliopsida; Rosales; Rosaceae
Product: E3 ubiquitin-protein ligase SP1
Exons: 11
Coding region: 340-1368 (342 amino acids)
Biological process (GO): protein ubiquitination; organelle organization
Molecular function (GO): ubiquitin-protein transferase activity
Source: RefSeq, a predicted model, not a curated record